Messenger RNA from Portunus trituberculatus (swimming crab), 3875 nucleotides. It is a transcript of the gene Rcd-1, whose product is annotated as CCR4-NOT transcription complex subunit 9-like. Gene Ontology annotation, cellular component: CCR4-NOT core complex; P-body; CCR4-NOT complex. NCBI's taxonomy places the organism in Eukaryota, Metazoa, Arthropoda, Malacostraca, Decapoda, Portunidae. Gene Ontology annotation, biological process: mRNA catabolic process; negative regulation of translation. The record is from RefSeq and is a predicted model, not a curated record.
AUCUAUUGCUACUGAGGGAGGAGGCUGAGAGGCUGAGAGGCGUGUUUACUUUGUGGUUCCUGCCUGGCUUUUCAACAAGAUGAACCCUUUAGGAAACGCCCAGGGAGCCACGCCCGGACAGAGGUUCCUAGGCACUAGCACAGGGAUCACCAGCGCCGAGCGGGACAAGAUCUACCAGUGGAUCAUUGAGCUGGCCAACCCGGAGACUCGGGAAAAUGCUCUGCUGGAACUGAGCAAGAAACGCGAGUCUGUCCCGGACUUGGCACCUCUGCUGUGGAACUCCUUUGGAACCAUUGCUGCGUUGCUUCAGGAAAUCAUCAACAUUUACCCGGCCAUCAACCCGGCCACCCUCACAGCUCACCAAAGCAACAGAGUGUGCAAUGCUCUGGCCCUCCUCCAGUGUGUUGCCUCUCACCACACAAGAUCUCAGUUUCUCGCCGCCCACAUCCCGCUGUACCUGUACCCGUUCCUGCAGACUGUCAGUAAGACCCGUCCCUUCGAGUACCUCCGCCUCACCUCACUGGGAGUCAUCGGUGCUCUCGUCAAGACUGACGAGCAAGAGGUUAUAAAUUUCUUGCUGACAACGGAGAUCAUCCCUCUGUGCCUGCGCAUCAUGGAGUCUGGCUCUGAGCUCAGCAAGACUGUGGCCACGUUCAUCCUGCAGAAGAUCCUCCUGGACGAGACAGGACUCAACUACAUCUGUCAGACCUAUGAGCGGUUCUCCCACGUGGCAAUGAUCCUAGGCAAGAUGGUGAUUGCUCUGGCCAAGGAACAGUCUGCCCGGCUGCUGAAACAUGUCAUUCGUUGCUACCUCAGGCUUUCCGACAACCCAAGGGCUCGGGAGGCUUUGCGUCAGUGUCUGCCUGACCAGCUCAAGGACCAAACCUUCGCCGGCUGCCUCAAGGACGACAAAUCCACCAAACACUGGCUCCAGCAGCUCCUUGCCAACCUGGAGACCACCUCUGUACCUGACCCUCGCAUUGCCCUCCCUCCCCUGGCCGCCCAGUGAUGUGGUCUGGUGCUGGGGAGGCGAUGAAGUGACCUGAAACGACAUGAGACUCUCCUUCCAUACCUGGUGUCUGGUGGUGUUGUGUGUGUGAAGGUGCCUGAUCCCUAACGCAUUCAAAGAAGUGUUCGGUGGAGUUUUCUCUCGCUUGCUACACGACGCUGUGAUCUCGGACACCUGGUCUUGUUGUUCUGACUGUCUUUGGUAAUUCUGUGAUAAGAUAUAUAUUUUUUCUUGCGGUUGUGUCGUGCAUUAAGUUUGUACGGAUGCUUGUUGAAGCCACCGCCGCCGCCAUCGCCUGUGGGUCAGUGCACGGUGGCAGGCUUUCUGAUACAACAAGGGAACUGGGAAGUACUACAUAGAUAUCUCAUUCUUCAGUGCAAAGAGACAGUGUGAAAGAGGACCAGAGACUCUAAGGUAGAUUCUAUGUGCAUAUCGUAAGGCUAUGUGUAAAUAAUGCCAAAUAUCAGGUAUCUCUUAAGGCUGCUACUUCUGGGGACUCAAAGAAGUUCUUCCUCCGAGACUAACAAUCGUAUGUUUACUACGUUUUGCAAUAUCUCCCACAGUUUAUUUGGUCAUGUUCAGUGGCAUUACAGACGGUACAUGACAUGGCCGGUUUCCUGUUGCUUGUCAAGGAAACUGUUCAAAAAGGGCAGCAUCCAUAACUCAAUAGUAGUCAUGGUAAGGAGUAGAGGAACUUAACACUCCUAAAGCCUUUCCUGCAUUCUGUUCAGUCUUACAAAACCACAACAGUAGAGACACAAUACCCUCAUCCUUAUAAACUUUCCCUCAGGUCUUAGUCCCCAUUGUGCUGACAGUCUUGCAAAACCACAACAUUAGAGGAAAAACACUUUCCUAACUUUCUCUCAGUCUAAAUCCUCAAUCUCAGUCGUACAAAACCACAGCAUUAGAGGAACAAAUACUUACCUACAACCUUUCCUUCAGUCACAAGUCCUGAUUCUGCUCACAGUCUAACAAAACCAUAGCAAUAGAACAACACCCUCCUACAACUUUUCUCUCAGUCUAAGUCCUUAAUCUGAGUCAUACAAAACCACAACACCCUCUUACAACCUUCCCCUCAGUCACAAGUUCUCAUUCUGCAGAGAGUCCUUAUAAAAUCACAACACACUUACAAAUUUUCUCAUUCCAAAAAACCCUAACUCUUCAUAAACUUUCACUCCCAAGUCCUCAAUUUGAAGGUCUUACAAAACCUAAACACAAAUUCUUUACUGAUUGCAAGACUUGGGACAUUAAGCACAGUGGGUGUAAGUACCAGUUAAUUCACUCACUCCUGACCAUGACUAACUGUUACACUGGUGGUUAAAAUCAUGUUCAGUCAUUUGUGCUAAAUUUUGAUGGUAUACUGUUAAGGUUCAUUGCAAUUUGUUUGUCAAUUCCUUGGCUGAUAUCAGAGCAGCUUAUUACAAUGGUGAGCUGUGAAACUAAAUGAAAAAAACUAUUAGAUUAUUAGAUUCCCUUCUCUGGGUUCUAGUUGUAGUGGUAAUGGUUACAAUUCUCCACUUGAUUCAGGGCCAGUAGAUAUCAAAUAGCAAAUAAUGUACCAAUUGACGAGCAACAAGACUAAAUAGAAGGAAUUGAUUGGUAAUAUUUAUAGUCCCAGGUCUUGGUAAAUGUUCUAGUGACAAUCAUUACAAUUCCUUAUUUGAUGCUUGGCCGGGAGACAACAAAAAUCAUGUACCCAUCGAUUAUCCAUGAGUGAAAGAAAAUGGUGUGUAAUGUUAGAUUUCCUGCUCUUGGUAGAUGUUAUAGUGAUAAUCUUUAGUUCUUUGUUCAACUCUGGACCAACAAACAACUAACAUGUGAUGUACAACUUGACGAACCACAAGUCUAAAAAGGAAAUCAUUUGUAAUAUACUGAUUUUUUGAGGUAUUAGAUGUUAUAGUGAUAGGACUUACUGUAAACCCUCACUCAAUACUGAGCCAACGAGUAUCAAACAAAUCACUACAUGCCGAGCCACCACCAGCGCACUAUGGACGUGAAUCGCCUUAAGGAAGAAGUCUUUACAAAUGCCUUAAUGGGUAAUGGGGCAAUAUUUUACUUAAAGCUCCCUAUUGACCUUAUUGUCUAGUCUUAUUUAUUUUCAAGGUUUUUUUUAAGUUUUCCUGCUUUUUUCACCGUAAAUGACAUGCAAGACAAGUCAAGCACAAUAUAACCAGUCUGGAAGUUGGAUGGAAUGCCUGUACCACCUCGCCAGGCUUACUGUGCUGUUAAGACACAGAAUACACACAUGCAAACACACACAAACAUUUCCACAAGAACUUGGCCACAUUAAUCUCUCUCUCUUUGACUGUUAGUGAACGUACAGCAUUGCUUUAAUACCACAUGACAGACGCCACUUACCAAGAAGAAAGCUGCAGCCAAUGGGAGGUUCAAGUGACAUUGUUCCCUUUGGCAUCAGUGGUGGCUUACUCAAACCUUGCACCAUGUUUCAAGCUUCAGAAGCCGAGGCACUUGCAAAUAAAACUACAGGCUCCGAAAAAUUUAAGCCGCUUGGUCACUUCUGCCGUCAGUGUUGUCUUUCAGUGCACUCCAAACUCACACAUUAAUUGAGGUUAAGGAGAUGCUGUAGCAGUCAAAGAGUUAUGUUUUCAGUGUGUUCUUAAAGGUACUCUCUUCAAUUUAAAGUCCAGUUUGUCUAAAAGUUGUGGCUGUGGUUUCUUGGACCCAAUAAAGACAGAACUCAGUGUGUUAGGGAUCUGACUGCCACAGAGAGGAGUCAGUUGUUGGCUUGUGUGUCAUUGUAAAGUGGACUCCUGUUACCUAAGACUGGCCGUGUGUUCCUUACUGGCUGGGUGAUCUUCCAACUGUAUUUUUUGUCGUCAAUAAAGUAUUCUCACCAAAACGUCCA